This is a messenger RNA of Salvia miltiorrhiza (redroot sage), 2123 nucleotides long. RefSeq lists its product as uncharacterized. NCBI's taxonomy places the organism in Eukaryota, Viridiplantae, Streptophyta, Magnoliopsida, Lamiales, Lamiaceae. The transcript is spliced from 10 exons. The record is from RefSeq and is a predicted model, not a curated record. The coding region runs from base 522 to 1856 and encodes 444 amino acids. Gene Ontology annotation, cellular component: CAAX-protein geranylgeranyltransferase complex; protein farnesyltransferase complex; cytoplasm. Gene Ontology annotation, molecular function: protein farnesyltransferase activity; CAAX-protein geranylgeranyltransferase activity. Gene Ontology annotation, biological process: protein geranylgeranylation; protein farnesylation.
UUAUGCACUAUAAUUAAUCGAAUUUUCCAGGCUAAUUCGUUAUUUUUGAUUAGUUAGUUUUCCUGGCAAAAAUUCUUGGAACAAUCGAUCACUCAUCUACCCCCAAGGCAAACGGCCGCCGCCGCAUGCUUCUAAUCUACCACCCACCACCACUGCCAAGCUGUAUAUUCAUUGAAUAAGUGGAAGGAACGGUCACAAUAGUAAAUCUCUUCCGGUCGCCGCCGACUGCAUAUUUAUUGAUUCCAAUUUGUCGCAAUCCCUUUCAUCUCAUACCCUAACAAGCAAUCCCCUUCUCCCCCACCCCCACCGCUCUGAAAUAUCAUAUGAGUGGCACUCUCCAGGUUAUUGAAUAGCAUGCUUUUGUUUUGCUUCGAGCUCAAACCGUUCGCGGCCAAAGAAGCCUGACUUGAGCUUGAUCUCAUGCAAAAUCUAAAUGAGUCAAGCAAGAGCUUGUAAUUAUUCGGUUACACUCCGCAUCAUACAUAAUAUAAUUGCUCUUUCUCUUUGCAAAAUAUAAUUGAAUGUUGGGUCCAUAUGUCUCAAACAUGAAUGUAGCUGCAAUUGAUCCAUCUCAUCUUCUUAUCCAACUGGAGGGUAUUUUGGAAUCUGACCCUCUCAUUGAUGAAGUUGGGUUCAUUCAUCCAACACAGUUUUCUUUUUUUAGUGAAGAUGUCCAUAGUUCUACUUCCUUGUCAUCUGUGGCUGAUGGAUCUUUCCUAGAGGAUGAAACCAGUAAAUCAGAAUCAACACUCUAUAAUAGUUCUGAUACUUGCUUUUGGCAUAAUGAGCAUAAGUUGGGUAUCUCUACCCUUGUUCUUGUUCAACUAUAUAAAGCAGCUAAAGAUGCAUUCAUGGUUUCUCAUAGACGAUGCAGAAUGUUGAGCAAUUCUCAAUGUAAGAAGGAUGAAAAACUAGAUGAAAAUGCAUCAGUGUGUGCAACGUCUUUCUUAGACAUUGCUGAAUUUGAAGUUAUGAGACAUAGCAAGGCACUUCUUCUACUAAGCUCGGAUUUUGGCACUGCAUGGAAUUCCAGGAAGUUAAUUGUGUCAAAGAAGCAACUCUUGCCGAUGUUUAUGGAUGAACUACUUUUAUCAGCUUUGGUUCUAUCCUAUUCACCAAAAAGUGAACGUGCUUGGAGCCACAGGUAUUCUCUGAACUUGCUUCUGUGUGGUCUCUCUGGUAGGAGGUGGGUGAUCAAGAUGAUAGCUGGAAAGUGUGCAAAUCUACCAGAGAUUGUUGAAAGAGAAUCUGAGUUAGUGAAAAAAAUAGUAGAGAACUCUAAGAUGAACUACCGUGCUUGGAAUCACCGCUGUUGGUUGGUUUCCUACAUGUCGGAGUCACAGGUACUACGUGAGCUGCUCAGUUCCAGAGAUUGGGCUGCACUUCAUGUUGCUGAUAACUCUUGUUUCCACUUCCGAGCUCGGUUACUGGUCCAGAUGAUAGAGAAUUCACAGCUUAACAAGGAUUCAGAUGGUUUGUCAGAUGGAGAACUUCAUAAAAUAUGGAAGGAGGAGCUAGACUGGGAUGCAAUGUUGAUAAGGCAGUACGUGGGAAGAGAGUCUCUAUGGCUUCAUCGUCGCUUCCUGUCACUGUUAUGGAUGAAACAUUUAGCUGUUGAUGACCAGAGUAACAUGUUUAUCAAAGAUGAAAUAAUGCUAUUCCAAUCCUGCACAAUUAUCCCUGAUAAUGAAUAUGGGGACUAUCAAGCACAAGCAACCUUUUCGGCUACCUACAUUACUUGGCUUGCAAAGCAAAUGCCCGUGUCUUUUGGUGUUGUGCUUCAAGAAAGCUCGCAGCUUGAGGCGGUGAAGCUAUUACUCGACCAAGCUGAGAAGAGCUUCCUUUGGGGUUACUAAAAUUCUUGGUGAGGUAGCGAGACAGUUUUCCGUGCCAUUAGAAUUUCACACACCAAAAUUCGGGGCUCGUCACUUGUUUUUUGUAAAUGUUUGAAAGUUGGGUGUUAAUUUACAUGCUGAGAUGGUUGGUAUGUAGAGAAGGAAUGAGGUAGGAACUGAGUGAACCUAGAAAUAGAAUGAUAGUGAAACAAAACAAAUACUAGAGUUCUUAUGAUUGUUGGUAUCCACAAGUAAAGAGAGACAUGAAUGAAAUCAUUAUUUUCAACA